CUAGUAUUAAAGGCAUGUGCUAUACACAUACCACACCCCAAUGGAGUACUACUCAGCUAUUAAAAACAAUGACAUCAUGAAAUUCUUGAGCAAAUGGAUGGGAGUAGAAGAAAUCAUACCAAAAGCUGGAAAGGAACCAGAUGUCCUUCAACAGACAAUGGAUACAGAAAAUGUGGUAUAUCUACACAAUGGAUUACUACUCAGCUACAACGACUUCAUGAAAUUCAUAGGCAAAUGGAUGGAACUAGAAUAUAUAAUCCUGAGUGAGUUUUGUGAAGAAAGAGCAUCAUAUACCAAGCUCAAAAGAGGGGUAUGGAAGAGAUCAGCCCCAGAAGACUUCUUAGAUAAAAGGCCCAAUAAGAAAAUCCUGAUUGGAAAUGAGGAGCUAACAAGGCUUUGGAAUCUCUGUCCUGAUAACAUGGAAGCCUGUAAAUUAGAAACAAGAGAAUACAUGCCAAUUUUGGAGGAGUUCUUUGAAGAAGCCAUUGAACAAGCAGAUGCUGAAAACAUGGUUGAAAGUGAAUAUAAAGCCAUAAAUAAUUCAAAUUAUGGAUGGAGCACUCUCAGAUUCUUAGCCUGGAGAAGCCCUCAUUUCUUCCAGCCAACCAACCAGCAGUUUAAGAAUAUGACAGAGUAUCUUGAAAACAUGGUGAUAAAGCUAGCCAAGGAACUACCACCCCAUUCUGAAGAAAUAAAAACAGGUGAGGAUGAAGAUGAGGAAGAUAAUGAUGCUUUACUAAAGGAAAAUGAAAGUCCCGAUGUUCGGCAAGAUAAACCUAUAACAGGGGAACGGAUAGAGUCAUUAACCAACAAACUUGAUGAGCAGUGGAAGAUUUUGGCACCUUACCUGGAAAUUAAAGACUCUGACAUUAGGCAGAUUGAGUGUUACAGUGAGGACAUGAAGAAGAGAGCCAAGCAGCUCCUUGUUGCUUGGAAAGAUCAGGAAGGAGUUCAUGAAACAACUGAUAACCUGAUUGGUGCACUGAACAAGUCUGGGUUAAGUGACCUUGCAGAAAGUCUAACUAAUGACACUGAAACAAACAGUUACUUACUUUCUCUCCUUUUUUAUUGAA
Molecule: messenger RNA, 1073 nt
Organism: Rattus norvegicus (Norway rat)
Lineage: Eukaryota; Metazoa; Chordata; Mammalia; Rodentia; Muridae
Gene: Da2-19
Exons: 4
Coding region: 41-1072 (343 amino acids)
Biological process (GO): signal transduction
Cellular component (GO): cytosol; nucleoplasm; nucleus
Source: RefSeq, a predicted model, not a curated record